AUGAAGUUCGCAAAUACGCUGGGCACGAUCCUAGCUGCUGUGGUAUCGGUGUCAAGUGCACCAACACCAGAGCAGCAAUAUGGCAAUAUCGCAGCUCGACAGCAAGGAGACACCGUGUACGGAAAUUUGAUGUUGGACGCAACUGCUGAACGCUUCACAUUCAAAUACGCCACAUCCGAUCCAUUCUCAACAAACUGGAUAGCUCUAUAUCCAGCCGCUGGAGGUGGACCCGUGAACCAAGAAUAUGUAUCGCCAUCGACAGUGUGGAAAUACGCCCCGGAAACGGAUGGAUCGGUGUACCUGUCGACGGAAGCAUUGCAGCCAGGCGAUUAUCAAGUAUACUUCCUAGCACGAGAUGGCUAUCGGUGGCUCGCAGAACCCAUCAAUGUGACGCUGUCGGCACCGCCUGCUGAACUCAAGUUUCCCGUCGAAACUGCUGCGCUGCACAAUGCCAGACAAUUGGAGGAUUACGCGGCUGAAGUCGGUGGACUCUUGCUUGGUAAGGGUGACGACCAAGUGACAUUCGAGAAAAUCGACGGCGAAGACUGGAUCAGCGUUAGCGAGGACGGCAAGUUGACCGGGAGGCCUGGAAUCCUCAACAGGGAUGAAUCCGUUGUUACGGUACGCGCAACUGCCGAGAAUGGCUCGACUGCGACGAUGAAGCUCAGAAUUCCGGUACGAAAGGCGUGGCAAUCGCUCGUACAAGACUUAAGGGUCAUGGCGUUCAAUCUCUGGCACGGAGGUACCAGAGUCAACAACUUCCAGGAAAAGCAGCUGCGAUUCAUCUUGGAAUCCGGCGCAGACGUUAUUGCACUGCAAGAAGCGAGUGGCAGCCAUGGCCAAAGACUUGGCCAAGCACUAGCCUGGUCCUACUUCCAGAGCACGGGAAGCGUUGCGAUAAUCAGUCGGUACCCCAUUGUAGAGCGAUAUGGCGAGAUCUCUGCAUCUGGAGGAGUUCGUAUCCACAUCAAUGGUAAUAGAAAGCUGUCGCUCAGUCCAACGGAGAUCAACGUCUGGAGUGCGCAUCUUGGAUACACGCCGUACGGCCCAUAUGACUUUUGUUUCGACAAUAUGACCAAGGAAGUGGUUAUGGCGCGGGAAGCCGAGUCCGGACGUACGCCGCAGAUGACUGCUAUUCUGAGCGGCAUUCGAUCGCAGCUACGAAAUUCGAGAAGAGUCCCGGUAAUCCUGGCUGGGGAUUUCAAUGCGCCCUCGCAUCUGGACUGGGUGCCGGCACUCGCUGAGAAGAAUUGUGGGAUCGAUAGCUUCGACUGGCCAACAUCAAUCCUUCCAACUGCUCUUGGACUGAUCGAUUCCUUUCGAGUGGCGAAUCCCGAUCCAGUGGCUGUCCAGGCUACGACAUGGAGUCCGCUGUACCCGGGACACAAUGGCGAUUCAGGUCGCGCGGAACCACAAGAUCGCAUCGAUUUCGUCUACCAUACUCGAGGACGGCUGAGGGUCGUCGGAUCGAAAGCCAUUGUGGUUGGAAAUCCCAGGCCGUACCCAAAGCACGCGCAUAACGAAUGGACAACGGACCAUGCAGCCGUGCUGACGCACUACCGCCUGUGA
This is a messenger RNA of Cercospora beticola, 1569 nucleotides long. Its product is annotated as endonuclease/exonuclease/phosphatase family protein. Lineage: Eukaryota; Fungi; Ascomycota; Dothideomycetes; Mycosphaerellales; Mycosphaerellaceae. The record is from RefSeq and is a predicted model, not a curated record. Gene Ontology annotation, molecular function: catalytic activity.